Molecule: messenger RNA, 1026 nt
Organism: Fundulus heteroclitus (mummichog)
Lineage: Eukaryota; Metazoa; Chordata; Actinopteri; Cyprinodontiformes; Fundulidae
Gene: comtd1a
Product: catechol-O-methyltransferase domain containing 1
Exons: 7
Coding region: 88-828 (246 amino acids)
Molecular function (GO): O-methyltransferase activity; S-adenosylmethionine-dependent methyltransferase activity
Source: RefSeq, a predicted model, not a curated record
AAAAGAAACCACACUGAGAGACUCAGCACAGUCAAGCACAGGCUGUUUAAUAUUUCUCCUCACAAAAUCCUAAGACAAAAGAGCAGAAUGGCUCCAGACAUCAAGAUGCUUCUCUGCUUUGGACUUGCUGUUGUAUUAACAGGUGUGGGAAAGUCUGCCUUUGUUGGGAAGAGCCACAGUGGAGGAAAAGAUGACGCGGUGCUGCAGUACGUAGUUAACAACUCCCUGAGGGAGCAUCCGGUCCUCAGCAAACUCAGACUGAGGACCCUUGAAGAUGAAUGGAGCAGAAUGAUGGUGGCAGCAGAGCAAGCCCAGUUUAUGGCAAAUCUCAUUAGACUGAUUAAUGCCACAAAAGCAAUUGAAAUAGGGAUGUACACUGGAUACAAUGCUCUGAGCAUGGCUUUGGCCAUGCCGGAGAAUGGACAAGUGGUCGCUUGUGAAAUAGAAGACACCUAUGUGCAAAUAGCCAAACCCUUUUUCAAAGAGGCUGGAGUGGAAAAUAAGAUAGAUGUUCAGCAUCAAGAUGCACUUAAAACUCUGGAUGAACUGAUAGCCGCCGGAGAGGUUGGAACCUAUGAUUUUGUGUUCAUCGAUGCAGAUAAAGUCAACUAUGACAGAUACUAUGAGAAGUCUCUGGAGCUCAUAAGAACCCGUGGAAUAAUUGCUAUUGACAAUGUGCUUUGGAGUGGAAGGGUUGUGAACCCAGCACCCAACGAUACCAGUUCGCAGGCUCUAGAUGCUCUUAAUAAGAAGAUAUACAAGGACCAGAGAGUCGAACUGAGCAUGCUCACUGUGGGGGAUGGGUUGACCAUCACCAUUAAACGCUAAAAGAGGAGUUCUUGUGUAGCAAAUGGGUUGAGCUUUUGAUGAUACUAUUCAUUAUCAGAUUGUUUCAGUAAUCCUUCUCCAUGUAAAUUUUUUUAAUAAAGUCAACGCUCAUUAGUCACCACUUUUCUAGACAUGAGUGUUGUGUGAUGCUGGGAUGUAAUUAUGCUAAAAGUGUUUAAAAGUUCUUUGAACAUUAAA